CUUAAAGACUUUAGUUAAUAUUACAAAGACCAAAACAAUGGCCUCUGACGAAAUGAAGAAGAUAACCCUAAAGAGCGACGACAACCAGACCUUCGAGGUGGAGGUGGCUGUGGCCAUGCAAUCGCAGACCAUGAAGCACAUGGUGGAGGACGACUGUGUCGAUGACGUGAUACCUCUGCCAAAUGUGACCAGCAGCACCCUAGCGAAGGUGAUCGAGUACUGCAAGAAGCACCAUGAAGAGGAUGCUGAUGUCAAGAACGAAGAGACUCUCAAGAGCUGGGACACUGAGUUCGUGAAGGUGGACCUGCACGAGCUGUUUGACCUAAUCUUGGCUGCAAACUAUCUGGACAUCAAGAGCCUAUUGUAUUUGACUUGCCAGACUGUGGCGGACAUGAUCAAGGACAAGACACCUGAAGAGAUCCGUGUGAUCUUCAACAUCGAGAAUGAUUUUACGCCCGAAGAAGAAAAGAAGAUUCGUAAGGAGAAUGAGUGGGCAUUCGAGUGAGAGAGUUAGACAACCCUUAUAUACCUAUUAUUAUUAGAUAAUUGUACUUUUUGUCUAGUCUGGACUAUUAUUUUGCUUCUAGUUAUAAUUCA
Molecule: messenger RNA, 597 nt
Organism: Prunus avium (sweet cherry)
Lineage: Eukaryota; Viridiplantae; Streptophyta; Magnoliopsida; Rosales; Rosaceae
Source: RefSeq, a predicted model, not a curated record